AUGGCCGCUCAAAUGCGACUGAUAUUUCUGCUAGUCGCGUCGGUUCUUCUCGACGCGAGUUUCGCCCUUCCCGCCAAUAUCGAAGCCAAUAACGAUGGUGAUGACAGGUUAUCGGUGAACAUCGACGAACUCCUCGACUCGAUAUUGCCCACGUUACAGGAUCUUAUUUUGAAACAGGGAUUGGAUCCUUUGAAAAUGGAUGAUUUCUCUCAUAAUCUGAAAGGAAUAAUCAGCCACGAUGGAGUUUUUCAGCUUACGAACGGCUGGUUGCAAGGGCUGUCCGUUAUAAAGCGCGCCGGUAAUGCCAUUCUAUCCUACGGAGAUAGACGCCUGACUGUGGAUGCGAUGCUGAAUCUCGAAGUUCUGGAUAUGAACUACCAUUAUCUAUUGAAAUAUUCGUUGAUAUCGCGGAAGGGUGAGUUCCGCGGUCGCUUCCAGAACAUGAAGAUCCGUGUUGUAUUGUCGCUGGACACGCAGAAUUAUAAACUUGUUGUGGAUUCACUAAGAGUUACCGGCGUUGAAAAAAUGACAGUGAAACUGGAGGGCAACGUGAUUGAUCCUAUUUUAAAUCAAGUGCUCAAAAGUGUUGUGAAGAGUUUCAGAAACGACGUGAUAAACAUGAUCGAACAACAAUGUUUACCUAUCUUCCAAUCGCUCGUGAAUCGUAUCAACGAUAAGAUUCCACGGCCGGAUCGUCCAAUGGCAGAGUACAGCAAUGAAAAUCUGGAGGACAUACCGACUGUGAUCGAGUUCCUUCUCGUCUAACAUUUCCUUGAACGUGUUUUUUUUAUUCCUGUCGAUUGACUAUCUAGAAUGUAUGCAUCGGGAAACAUAGACGUUCAAUUUAACAAUAAAGAAUUGUUAUCUAUCA
Molecule: messenger RNA, 871 nt
Organism: Dufourea novaeangliae
Lineage: Eukaryota; Metazoa; Arthropoda; Insecta; Hymenoptera; Halictidae
Exons: 5
Coding region: 1-765 (254 amino acids)
Source: RefSeq, a predicted model, not a curated record